UUAAAUGAAGGGGGCUUAAGAGGGCUAAGUUCGUUCCUCUGUCAGCUGUCGUCAUAAACCGCCCUUCGCCAAACGCUCUCGGGCUUAAUUUGAUUCGUUCCGAAAAGCAACAACACAAACACGGCUUGAGCAUUUUCCACCGCUCGCGCGCCUAUUACCAAACAGCACGUGUGUGUGCCACACACAGCAUAGGUAACAAAAUAUGAGCAACGGCAGAUAUGGCAGAUUUGGAGCACUCAUUGGCAUUGCGUACGUGAGCGUCACCCACUGCAGAUUUCUGAUUUACUCGACAAAAAACGCCGAAGUCUUGGCCUGCCAUGAGCUGAAGCUGCGGCAGAUCGUCCACCAGGCCGGCUGGCUGGAAUAUGACCCAUCGGAGAUCUGGAAAUACAUGCAGGAGUGCAUUGAGUCGGCGUACAAGAACUUGGUGACACUGGAAAUCGAUCCGCAUGACAUCAUCGCCGUGGGAAUUGUCAAUCAGCGGGGAACGUCCGUGUUGUGGAACAAGUACACUGGCCAGCCGCUGCACAAUGCCAUUGGUUGGUCGGACAGUCGCAGCACCCCAGUCCUGAGAAGGGUCCUGCACAACGUGAAGCAGAAUGUGGAUUAUGUGAGGGAACGCACUGGGCUCCCGUUGAGUGGUUGCUUCAGUGCCUUGAAGAUUCGUUGGCUGAUGGAGAAUAUUCCGGCUGUGGGAGGUGCUAUAAAUGAGGACAAGUGCCUUUUCGGCACUCUGGACUCCUGGUUGUUGUGGAACCUAACCGGUGGCGUCCAGGCGGGAGUUCACUCGACGGACAUAACCAAUGCGCACUACACUUCGCUAAUGAACCUGUCUACACAGCAGUGGGAUGCAAAGCUGUGCCGAUUCUUUAAUCUGCCCAUAGAAAUACUGCCACAGAUACGUUCCAAUUCCGAAAUAUAUGGCUACGUGCUAGACGGACCGUUGUUGGGAGUCCCUAUAGCAGGGGUAAUUGGCGAGCAGCCUGCCUGUUUGAUGGGCCAACUGUGUAUUAAGGCCGGCCAGAAUGUCUGCACCCUGGAUGACAGCUGCUUUGUCCUACUCCACACGGGCACAGAAAAGUUUGAAUCAGAGAAUGGACUGAUCACAGGAAUAGCGCACCAGCUGGGACCCCGAGCGCGCACCAACUACAGCCUUGAGGGAGCCAUUUCCAAUGCCGGAUCCACAGUAAAUUGGCUACGCGAAAAGCUGCGCAUCAAUACCGAGAUUAACUCCAACGACAAUGUAGUGGAAUCACUUAAUACCUUUAUCGGCGACAGCUCAAUGAUUUCCUCCACCUGCUCAUCCUCCAUGCUCAAUGCUGAAUGCGGUCUGGCGGCCAAACGGUCAGAGAUUACCCUUGUUCCAGCCUUUCAUGGUCUGUAUGCGCCCUAUUGGCGCUAUGAUGCUCGGGGCAUAAUUCUGGGCCUCUCCAGUCAGACUACGGCGGAGAACAUCACCCAGGCUGCCUACGAGGCGACCGGCUUCCAGAUCUACGAAGUUCUCGAGGCUUUCAAGCGGGACACUCCCAACUGGGAUCACGCGUGCAUGAAUCCGGUGCUUACUUUCGGCGGCGAGUACGCAGAAGACACACACCUGGUCCAAUUCAUAGCGGAUAUCAUGGGCUACAUGCUGGAACGGCCACAUACCGCCUCGCCAGCUGGUCUGGGAGCUAUGAUGGCGGCCGGCGUGACCAUGGGCGUGGUAUCCCUAGAAUAUGCGACAAAGAUGUAUGCUCCACCGACGGACGUCUUCUCUCCCACCACCACACCGAACCGUCGAGAGGUGCUCUACAGGCGCUGGGACUACGCAGUAAAGAGGUGCCUGCACUGGAACAACUUCGAGACAUACGAGGCAGACAUCGAGCUGUUCUCGCAGCGCGAACGUGAUCCCAAUCUAGCCAUACGGCGAUCAAUACCUGGCAGCAUAUUCAUGGUCACAUCGUUUGGUCUUCUCCUGCUGGCCAGGUACCUGCACAACAAUCCUCUGACCUAAUGCGCAACGGAGGAGCCGCGGAAGCAGCUAUCGUGUGCAAUUCUAGUCAACCAAACAUGUUCUGCAUGCGCAUUCAAAAUUAGUUGCUUAGUUUAGCAUUUAGUCGUUCAUAGUUAAUGCUUUCUUAUGUAUAUACUCUCGUAUCAUUUUUCUACUUUGCCUGAUUCGUAGAUCAAAUUUUUGUGAUUUACCUUAUACACAAAAACUACACAACUUUAAUGGAAACGUUCAUUAACUUGUGUAUACUAAUAGUGUGCCGAUCUGUUAAAUUAUUCA
This is a messenger RNA of Drosophila persimilis, 2269 nucleotides long. RefSeq names its product glycerol kinase. Gene Ontology annotation, cellular component: mitochondrion. The coding region runs from base 203 to 1993 and encodes 596 amino acids. The record is from RefSeq and is a predicted model, not a curated record. The transcript is spliced from 4 exons. NCBI's taxonomy places the organism in Eukaryota, Metazoa, Arthropoda, Insecta, Diptera, Drosophilidae. Gene Ontology annotation, molecular function: phosphotransferase activity, alcohol group as acceptor; kinase activity. Gene Ontology annotation, biological process: glycerol-3-phosphate biosynthetic process; triglyceride metabolic process; glycerol metabolic process.